AUGUCUCUCUCUGGUAAAGUGACUCUCAUCACCGGUGGCGGGAAGAACCUGGGGGCAGCGAUCGCAAGCCUCUUUGCCCCCGAAGGAUCCCAUCUGGCGUUGCACUACAAUUCUGCUUCAUCCAAGAAAGCGACCGAGUCACUUGCAGCCCAACUCUCGUCAAAACACGGCAACAUCACGGUGAAGGCAUAUCAGGGCGACCUCACGAAGCCGUCGAACGUGUCAGCGUUGUUCGACGCUGUUCACAAGGAUUUUGAUGGAAAGCUGGAUAUCGUCAUCAACACGGUCGGCAUGGUGCUCAAGAAGCCUUUCACCGAGAUAUCGGAACAGGAAUACGACCAAAUGUUCGCAGUCAAUUCAAAAUCCGCCUUCUUCAUAACCCAAGAAGCCGCCAAACGUGUCGGUGACGGCGGCAAGAUUAUCAACACCGUCACAAGUCUACUGGCCGCUUAUACUCCGUUGUAUACGAGCUAUCAGGGGUCAAAGGCCGGGGUGGAGUAUUUCACAAAAGGCCUCAGCAAGGAAUUGAUGCCCAAGAGGAUUAGUGUCAACGCCGUGGCACCUGGCCCAAUGGACACUCCAUUCUUCUACGGCCAAGAGUCUCCCGAGGCCGUGGAAUUCCACAAGUCCAAUGCCAUUGGCGGCCGCUUGACUCUGGUAGAUGACAUUGCGCCGAUUUAUAAAUUCCUCUGCACAGAGGGAGCAUGGAUCAAUGGCCAGACACUCUUCGCCAAUGGUGGUUACACGAGCCGAUGA
This is a messenger RNA of Exophiala aquamarina CBS 119918, 756 nucleotides long. Its product is annotated as alcohol dehydrogenase. Lineage: Eukaryota; Fungi; Ascomycota; Eurotiomycetes; Chaetothyriales; Herpotrichiellaceae. The coding region runs from base 1 to 756 and encodes 251 amino acids. The record is from RefSeq and is a predicted model, not a curated record. The transcript has 4 exons.